Molecule: messenger RNA, 1606 nt
Organism: Trematomus bernacchii (emerald rockcod)
Lineage: Eukaryota; Metazoa; Chordata; Actinopteri; Perciformes; Nototheniidae
Gene: samd14
Product: sterile alpha motif domain containing 14
Exons: 11
Coding region: 146-1351 (401 amino acids)
Biological process (GO): actin filament organization; calcium-mediated signaling; neuron projection development
Cellular component (GO): cytoplasm; postsynaptic density; actin cytoskeleton
Molecular function (GO): actin filament binding
Source: RefSeq, a predicted model, not a curated record
UCCCUUGCUGCAGCCCGGACUGUCUGCUGGCCUGCAGCUGAGCCCUGUGGAACUCUGGGAAACGUAGUCCUGUCUGCCCGGCUGCUGGAGGCACAGAGAGAGAGACAUGACAUCCUCCACAGAGAGAGAAGGAAACUGCUGAGUCAUGUCUGCCAGCCUGGACGAUACAGACAGCGUGUUCGACCUGAACGAGGUCCCGGAGACAGAGCUUCUGGAUAACAGCAUCCAGAAGGGCCGCGCCCAGCUGUCUGUCAGGGCCCGGCGGCAGAGGCCCUCCCGGUCCCGCUACCGCGACAGCGUGAGCUCCACGGAGGGCGACGACAGUCUGGAGAGGAAGGAGAGUCCGUUGCACUCCACUCACUCACCUCUCCACCUGGCCGUGCGAGGCUCCUCCCCCUCUCCUAAUUCGCUGCUGUCGGCUCGAAGCCCCGCCUUCUCCUUCGACGCCUCGCUGGUGCGCCGCUCCCCAGACCAUGAAGGCCUCUCAUUGGCUGCUCCUCCGAGGGGGCGGUACCGUCAGCUGACCAAUACCACGUCUCAGGAGGCGCUGGUGACGCCCAGCAGCCCCCCCUCCUCCAGGUCCUGCCCCCCCACAGACUGCCCCCGCGUCUACAUGAGGAGGAGCAGGAGGCCGGACAGCGAGGUGUUGGUUUCUGACUCCAGUCGGGACACGAGUCCAGGUGAUCCCGGCAGUCCGACAGUCGUCUUCGACAAGAAAACCAAGAGACGCUUCCUGGACCUCGGGGUGACUCUGCGGCGCUCCUACAUCCGAGUGAGGAAGGAAAAGUCCAGCCGUCUGUCAGUGGGCAACAGGGAACCCUCAGAAAGCCCCUCCCGCUCCUCGUCGUUCGUCCCCUUCUCCUGGUUUUCUGAAGGGAGGGGCUCUAUCUCCUCCUCUGGGACGCCCCCCCCCUCCCCGAAAGCCCCCCCGCCCGCCUCCCCCCGCCCACGCAGGGCUCAGUCACAGGAGUCGGCUCUCAGCGAGGAUUUCUCUCCUCCUGCAGAUUCCUGCCGGUCCUCACACCCAUACCAAACCCUUUCCUCUGACGAACCUGCGGAGGAUACUUCCUGUCCCGCCUCCUCCUGGACGCGUCAGCAGGUCUGUGAUUGGCUGAGAGGGAUUCACAUGGACCAGUAUGUCCCAGAGUUCAACGCGGGAGACAUUGACGGAGAGCAGCUGCUGCAGAUGGACAGCAACAAGCUGAAGGAUCUGGGCGUGUUCAGUUCGUCUCACCGAAGCGCUCUGAAGCGACGCAUCAAAGAUCUUCUCUCUGCAGCCGAGAAGGAGAAGAAAGCUCUGAGACAGAAAGAGAAACAACGAAGAAGAGACAACGAGACGCACAGGAACUGACCUCUGACUGACCUCUGACCUCCAACUGACCUCUGAUUGACCUCUGACUGACCUCCAACUGACCUCUGAUUGACAUCUGACUGACCUCUGACCUCCAACUGAGCUCUGACUGACAUCUGACCUCUGAUUGACCUCUGAUUGUGACCUCUGACUGACCUCAGACCUCUGACUGACCUCUGACCUCUGAUUGACCUAUGAUUGACCUUUGACCUCCACAAUAAAAUGACCAUUUCAAUAAACAAAUCUGUGAAAAUC